This is a messenger RNA of Salvelinus sp. IW2-2015, 1020 nucleotides long. Its product is annotated as SH3 domain-binding protein 5. Gene Ontology annotation, molecular function: protein kinase inhibitor activity. Gene Ontology annotation, cellular component: cytoplasm. Gene Ontology annotation, biological process: negative regulation of protein tyrosine kinase activity; intracellular signal transduction. NCBI's taxonomy places the organism in Eukaryota, Metazoa, Chordata, Actinopteri, Salmoniformes, Salmonidae. The record is from RefSeq and is a predicted model, not a curated record.
CUCCUCCCCACCGUCAUCCCCUCUUCAUUACCUCCCCAGGCCCAGCUAGAGGCCCAGAGGGCGACGGGGGAGUUCCAGAGGGCGGUGGAGAUCCUGCGGGCGGCUAAAGAGACCAUCGCCCUGGCAGAGGAGAGACUCCUGGAGGAGGACAGCAGACAGUUUGAUUCAGCCUGGCAGGAGAUGCUCAACCACGCCACCAACAGGGUGAUGGAGGCGGAGACGACGAGGACUCGUAGCGAAUUAGAGCACAGAAAGACGGCGAACCACUACAACGCCUGCAUCAGUCAUAUGAGACAGCUGGAGAAGAAACUAAAACGCACCAUCAACAAGUCCAGGCCAUAUUUUGAACUGAAGGCAAAAUACUACCUACAACUUGAGCAACUAAGACGACACGUAGACCAGUUUCAGGCCAAGCUGACCGUUGCCAAGGCAGACUACCGCACAACGCUGCGUAACCUAGAGACCAUCUCCGAGGAGAUCCACUCCCGGCGACACUCCAUCACCAUGGGAACCAGAGGGAGGGGCGUGGGGGCUGAGGGGGAGGGGGGAAGUGAGGACAUCACCAACUUCAAGAUGGAGUCAGAUGGACUGUCCAUGGCAUCUGUGACGUUUGAUGAAGGCGGUAACGGUGGUGGAUCAGAGGAAGAGACAAAAACACACUCCUCUUCCUCCUCCUCUUCUCCCUACCCCUCCACCCCUCUGGACCUGCCCUGCUCCUACCCCUCCUCCUCUUCUCCCUACCCCUCCACCCCUCUGGACCAGCCCUGCUCCUACCCCUCCUCAUUCUCCACCCCCUCUGCCUACCUCUCCCCCUGCCCGUCCCUCAUGUCCUCGUCCUGUCCCAGUGCCAUGGAGGGACCCAGUCCUGGCGGCUGGCUAAGCCCAGCGUCGAGGUGUGGAUCUCCUCUCCUCGGCCCCCGCUCCCAGUGCAGUGGAGCCUCCUCCCCAGACUGCGACCAGGAAAGAGGUGUGUGUGUGUGUGUUCCGGUGACUUUGUGUCUAUAAAUGUGAUAAUUGUUU